GUUCGGUUAGUUUGGUGACUAAUAUUACGGGUUUGUCGGUAACGGUUGAGGGCCCCCUCCGCGAAGCCUCAGCCCUUCUGUCCUACCUUGAGGACUUUCCUGCAGUCCCUUACCCGCAAAACACUGCCACCUCUUCCUUGUCUGCUGCAGCUAGCUCACCGCAUACUGCUCUUCGUUCUUCAUCGGGCCCUGCCGUUCAGGAUCCCUUGCCGGCUCUUGAGCCCCUGAGCCUCUCGCCUACAAGGUCCGAGGUUGCUGCUACAUUCCCUGUUUGCCCGCAAGCAGUUCUGAGGUCGGCCAGUCAGCUUGGCAGCGCGAAUUUAAGUGGUGAGGAUCGUGUAAGACGGGCUUGGCAGGCUGGCUGCUGGGCUCGUGCUGUGCUGACCGGCCACGUCGGAACACCGCUGCCGUCGCCGAUUCUAUCCCUCCCAAGCCGUGUUUACGCUGUGCUUGGGGGUGGCAAUCUGGCCCCAUCUGUCUUCAAGACUUUCCGUGAGUUCAAGCAAGUUGUGGGGCCCUUGGAAUCAAGCGACAUUGUGUCGCACGGCUUUCCAUCCGAAAUUGAGGCACGUGCAUACUUCCAGUUGUAUGUGUACGAGCACCCAGUGGCCCAUGGCGUCGUGGAAGCUCUGGCCGUAAUCUUGAUGAAGCGGGAUCAUGGUUGUCUCAUUGCACUGCCGCCGGGGGUUAUCCCAGACGACGAACUUUUGGCUGGCAUGGAUGUCGGCAUGGAGGGCCAGGUCGGUCCCAACACUCAAGUGGAAGCGCCCCGAGCUUGUUUUGUUGGGGGAUCAGCAGAAGUGCAGGAUGGUGCGAGUCUAACUGUGACCCUCGUGGACUUGGGCAGAGAUGCUGUGUUUCGCCUGUUCCCUUUGGUUGCAGGCGAGGAGCCCGAGUUGCUCAGCCUUUUCGACCCCUCUACUCCAGAUAUCUUCCCCGACCCUGUCAGUUUGCUGGAGAGUGCGCAGGCAUGGGCGCGCGGCACCUUGGUCGAUGGAGAUCGUCUGGCCUUCUACUCGGCCGAAGAAGGGGAGGUCCCAACCUUGACGUCUCCUACCAGGCCAGUGCUCAGGCUUUCUCGUCCUUCAGGCCUGGGCGCGACUCCAAAGGCCACUUUGGGCACUCCUCGUGGUGGUACCGCCGCCGCCGCAAACGCCUCGCCUCCAGCCAAAGCCAAGAGGCCAACGACGGCAAACUUGGCCGCUCAGCUCGAGACAACUGCCCAGACCCUCCCAGCUCUCACUGCAAGACUGGAAGACCUGAGUGCCCGGCAAGAAAGCUACGAAGCUCGAUUGGCGGGAGGGGCCGCUGCAACCUUGGCCCUGCCGCUGGGGCCAAAGCCAAAGGACUGCCACACUGCCGUCUCUCCUUUGCACCGAGUCAGCAUGGCAGAGCAGGAGGUUUUGGAGUUUCAGGGCAGUGUGGAGGAGGAAGUGGUUCAAGGAGCUGUCCUGGCCCAGAGUCAGGCCCUAACCAUGCUGGUUGCUCAGCUGGCGCAGGGAGGCGAUCCUUUGCUAGACAAUGCGACCAGUUCAGUAUCCACCAGAAGGGCUGCUCAGAGGGCAAAGCUCCAGGAGGAGUUGGCCUCAGGUCGAGGGGUUUUCUUCAGGACUGUCCUCCAAAACAUGGCACGGAGAAUGAAUCCAGCUGUGACUCCAGAGUCCGACCCUGCCGCUUUGCUUCACCAAGACGUUUGUCUCAGCAAGUACUGGGAACGCUUCGGAGGUUUUGGAUCUCAAAGGGAUCUUGCACUCUUGGCGCAUCAGCUGGCUCACGCGCUAGACGCCAUGCAAGCAGGGCGCGUGGAAUUGGCUCAAGAUCACAUGGCGCUUAUGGCAGUGGCAUUGGAACAGGCAGUUAUGGACUCAGGGCGGAUGGACCUGGCUUUCCAGCUCACGUUGCUGGAGGAGCCACCUGCUGCCAUGUUCACUGCCAGGCCUCAGAGCAGCAUGCUUGCGCGGGCGUUCGCGCCCUUAGCAGCCCAGCGGUGGGUAACGGUGGUGCUAGGCGCCUUGAAAGAGCUGGAUGCCAUUCAAGUGAAGCGUGCCGAUUUAGUCAAAGGUGGGAAACACCAAGCCCAGGGUUCCGGGAGCCACGACUCGCAAGAAUCCGAGGCCUCACAAAGGCGGCCGCCAAAGCGACAGCCAAAGAAGAAACCGCAAGCCUGA
Molecule: messenger RNA, 2168 nt
Organism: Symbiodinium natans
Lineage: Eukaryota; Dinophyceae; Suessiales; Symbiodiniaceae
Source: the annotation of a GenBank genome assembly